This is a messenger RNA of Menidia menidia (Atlantic silverside), 3214 nucleotides long. Lineage: Eukaryota; Metazoa; Chordata; Actinopteri; Atheriniformes; Atherinopsidae. The record is from the annotation of a GenBank genome assembly.
GCAGUUUAAAAUGGCGGCGUUGAGCAGCGCCGAGUCCCCACCGCCCGUCUUUAACGGAGACACCACGGAGCGGGAGCCGGGCCUGGACGAGCUGGGCGCGGGGUUAGACUCGUCUUGCUCGUCGGGCAUUCCCGGAGACCCCCAGGACGAGGAGAUCUGGAACAUCAAACAGAUGAUAAAGCUGACACAGGAACACUUGGAGGCUCUACUGGACAAGUUUGGAGGAGAACAUAACCCUCCCUCCAUAUAUCUGGAAGCCUAUGAGGAGUACACCAGUAAACUGGACGCCCUGCAGCAGAGAGAACAGCAGCUGCUUGAAGCUAUGGGGAACGGCGCUGACUUCUCCUGCGCCCCCUCUCCCAUGCCAGCCCUGUUGGAAGUCAAAAUGGGAGGCUGCGGAGUCGUUGGAGGAGCUCAGGCCUUUCCCACAGCCCCCAACACUUUGACUGUUCUGCAAACUCCUACUGAUACUGGUCGAGGCAACCCUCGCUCCCCCCAGAAGCCCAUUGUCAGGGUCUUCUUGCCCAACAAGCAGAGAACAGUGGUCCCGGCCCGAUGUGGGAUGACUGUGAGGGACUCGCUGAAGAAAGCUCUGAUGAUGCGAGGACUUAUUCCAGAGUGCUGUGCAGUCUACAGGAUACAGGAUGGAGAGAAGAAACCUAUUGGCUGGGAUACGGAUAUCUCCUGGCUGACAGGAGAGGAGCUGCACGUUGAGGUGUUGGAGAAUGUACCACUCACCACACACAACUUUGUGCGGAAGACCUUCUUCACGCUGGCCUUCUGUGAUUUCUGCAGAAAGCUGCUGUUUCAGGGUUUCCGCUGUCAGACCUGUGGCUACAAGUUCCACCAGCGCUGCAGCACCGAGGUUCCUCUCAUGUGUGUCAACUAUGACCAGUUGGACUUGCUGCUAGUGUCAAAGUUCUUUGAGCAUCACCCAUUCAGCCAGGAGGAGGUCUCUUCAGAGGGAACUACGCCUGUCUCUGAGGUCUGUCCAUCCCUCCCGCCAUCCGACUCCACCGGGUCUAUAUGCCACACCACUGUGUCCCCGUCCAAGUCCAUCCCUAUUCCGCCUAGCUUCCGGCCCAAUGAAGAGGACCACCGAAACCAGUUUGGCCAGAGGGACCGCUCAUCCUCCGCCCCCAAUGUUCAUAUCAACACCAUCGAGCCUGUCAAUAUUGAUGACCUUAUUCAAGAUCCGGGCUUGCCGAGGUCCGAUGGAGCCCCCCUGACCCACCCCACCCGCUGCUUGAGGAAGCACCGAACACGGACCUCAAGCCCCCUCCUUUACUCCUGCCCCAAUGACAUAGUGUUUGAUUUUGAGCCUGAGCCUGUUUACCGAGGCUCAACCACUGGGUUGUCAGCCACACCCCCCGCUUCUCUGCCUGGUUCACUGACCAGUCACAAAAUGACACAGAAGUCACCCUGCCCGCAGAGGGAGCGCAAGUCAUCUUCUUCGUCUGAGGACCGGAACAAGAUGAAAACUCUUGGCAGAAGGGAUUCCAGUGAUGACUGGGAAAUCCCUGAGGGUCAGAUAACUCUUGGUCAGAGGAUAGGCUCUGGAUCCUUUGGAACCGUCUUCAAGGGAAAAUGGCAUGGGGAUGUGGCGGUUAAGAUGCUGAACGUCACUGCUCCCACGCCACAACAGCUCCAGGCCUUUAAGAAUGAAGUGGGAGUCCUCAGGAAAACGCGCCAUGUGAACAUUUUGCUGUUCAUGGGAUACACGACCAAGCCCCAGCUAGCCAUUGUGACCCAGUGGUGUGAAGGCUCCAGUCUAUACCACCACCUGCACAUCAUCGAGACCAAGUUUGAGAUGAUUAAGCUGAUAGACAUUGCCCGGCAGACUGCCCAGGGCAUGGAUUACCUGCACGCCAAGUCAAUCAUCCACAGAGAUCUGAAGAGCAACAAUAUUUUCCUCCAUGAGGAUCUGACGGUGAAGAUCGGUGACUUUGGUCUGGCCACAGUAAAGUCUCGCUGGAGUGGCUCCCACCAGUUUGAACAAUUGUCUGGCUCAAUACUUUGGAUGGCUCCAGAGGUGAUCCGGUUGCAGGACAAGAAUCCUUACAGCUUCCAGUCCGACGUGUAUGCCUUCGGCAUUGUGCUCUAUGAGCUCAUGUCAGGAGCUCUGCCCUACUCCAACAUUAACAACAGAGACCAGAUUAUAUUCAUGGUGGGCCGAGGUUACCUCUCCCCGGACCUCAGCAAGGUGCGCAGCAACUGUCCGAAGGCCAUGAAGAGACUGAUGGCUGACUGCCUGAAAAAGAAAAGAGAGGAAAGACCUCUGUUUCCACAGAUCUUGGCGUCUAUUGAGCUGCUGGCUCGCUCAUUACCCAAAAUCCACCGCAGCGCCUCAGAGCCCUCACUAAACAGAGCUGGCUUUCAGACGGAAGACUUUAGCUUGUACGCCUGCGCCUCACCUAAAACCCCCAUUCAGGCCGGCGGCUAUGGGGAGUUUUCUGCAUUUAAGUAAGUGCAGUGUCACAUCACUUCUUCCCUCGUCACUUCUCAAAUGUCUUGUGUCCCUGCGGUGGAUUCAUUCAUUAUUGAAAAAAAACAACAACAACAAACUGGAACGCUAGUCUCAAAGAAUGUGUGGUUUUCUUCCUCCAUCACCCCGAAGAGGGCACCCUCACUGGAGUCGUUCCAACAAGCUGUCCAAGCACGCAAACAGCAAUAGAACGAUGAAAAAGGACGGGAAACGGUUACACACACGAGGUCAAAAAAAAAAGAAACAAAAAAAUCCGACGACAUUCACGAGAAAAGGGUUUUGAGGAGGAAACUCAAUCAACGUCUGCAUGAAGGAAAUGAUGAAGGCAAAUGAAGAGGCUGGGCCAUCAGCCAGACCAGAACUGCACUUUGAGCGACGGCUGAACAGGGCUUGUGGAAGACGCCUCCCAUCCAUUGGUCGGUGGAAAACUUGGCGUCGGUUCCCAAGAAGAGCUGGAGGUCAUUCAACAGGGGAUGAUAAUGAAGAUAAUGAGAUAGAAGAUAAUGAAGAUAGCUUCUUUUCUUUUUUUUUCAACUGUGUUGCAUUCUUCAGAUUUUACCUAGCAACUGCUAGGAUGUAGAGCUCCUUGGUCCUCUUUUUGAAGAAACGGUAGCCAUUUUAGAGGACUCUUGGCCAUGCCGCACAAGCCUUUUUAUUGUCUUUUUGGGCUUUCUGUGGCUUAGAUUAUUCAGAAUACUGUACCUUGCCUUUUGUUUUUUUUUUUUUUUU